Molecule: messenger RNA, 246 nt
Organism: Prunus armeniaca (apricot)
Lineage: Eukaryota; Viridiplantae; Streptophyta; Magnoliopsida; Rosales; Rosaceae
Source: the annotation of a GenBank genome assembly
AUGUUAACCCUUAUAACCAUCAACCAUAGCUCUAUGUUCGCCAUCCUCAAUGCCAUAUGGUAUCUGUGCAAAUUCCAGAAUCACGAACUUCACUGCUGUGUAGAGUUUCUCUUGAACGUUAGGGUGAAAAGAGCCAAAAAUAGAGGGACAAACAGAAAAGUGUAUGGACAACUAUCUAAUAGUGUUCAACCUCUCAAUGCACACAACCACGCAAUGCUCCCUCCCAAACGAGCCAAAAAGCAGUAA